GUGGGUGCACAUUGUGUGUGCUCUGUAUACCCCGGGUGUGGCCUUUGGAGAUGUGGACAAGCUGAGUUUGGUCACUUUGUUUGAGAUGCCGUAUUCCAAAUGGGGUGCUAAAGAGUGCUCUCUGUGUGAGGACUCCAGGUUUGGUCAGACUGGGGUGUGUAUCAGCUGUGAUGCGGGGAUGUGCAAGGCUUUCUUCCAUGUCACUUGUGCUCAGAGGGAAGGGCUUUUAACGGAGGCUGCACCUGAGGAAGUCAUGAACAUAGCAGACCCAUUCUUCGCCUACUGCAAGCUGCAUGCGGAUAAGAUCACAUCGAAGAUCAAACGGAGAAACUGGUUAGCCAUACAGUCCCAUGUGAAAACACACACACCCAGCCUGAUAGACGACGAAGAGGAGAAACUGCGCUUCAUCAGAAAGCUGAACAGGCACAGAGAGAAGUACAGUGUGUCCAAACUGAAGAGGCCACCAUCCUGGGUUCCCACACAAAAGAUGAUUCGUCAUCUACACACCAGCCCCUCGGCCGUUCGGGGAUUUCUACGCAAAGCAGAGCUGAUGGGUGCCCAGACUGUACCAGCAGAAAAAAUAGAAAUGAGGAAGAAGGCUCAGGGUCAGCCAGCAUUUACAUCAGAAUUUAUCAGCUAUUUCCUGGACAGAAACAUUAAAGUGGGUAAUCUGAAGAUUAAUCUGUUGGAUUUGACCUCACAGAACAAGAAGCUGCAGUCACAAGAGAAAGUCGUACGCAGCCAGUAUGAUAAGCUUCACACAGAGGUGAAUGAGUUGAAUAAGCAGGGAAGCAGUAUCAAGAGAGAGGUGGAGUCCUUGUAUGGCAUGCUGCAAGAUAUCUACGGAAAGCCUGUUCCACAUAUUCCUGAAGUGUUCAAGAGCAAGAAAAGAACAAGGUCCCCAAGUAAGAAAGAGACUGCAACAUCUUCGUCUGCAUUGAUCAAUCAAUGUGGAGUCUGCCACAAGACCACGGAGCAGCACCUUCUAGCUAAAUGUGACAGAUGCAACAAGCACUACCAUUUGGGAUGUCUGGAGCCUCCACUGACUCGCAUGCCCAAGAAAACCAAGCUGUAUGGAUG
This is a messenger RNA of Candidula unifasciata, 1080 nucleotides long. The record is from the annotation of a GenBank genome assembly. NCBI's taxonomy places the organism in Eukaryota, Metazoa, Mollusca, Gastropoda, Stylommatophora, Geomitridae.